Molecule: messenger RNA, 3105 nt
Organism: Pristis pectinata (smalltooth sawfish)
Lineage: Eukaryota; Metazoa; Chordata; Chondrichthyes; Rhinopristiformes; Pristidae
Gene: omd
Product: osteomodulin
Exons: 3
Coding region: 91-1320 (409 amino acids)
Molecular function (GO): protein binding
Source: RefSeq, a predicted model, not a curated record
CUUAGUAAACAAAACCAGUAUUAAAGCUGUAUUUUUCACAAUCAAAUUACAGUUUUUGUUAAGUGAAUCAUCUCGCCUGAGAAUCUGGGAAUGAUUUAUGGAUUAAGGUUUCCAACAUUCAAAAUGCAACCAAAGAAUUUUAUCAGAGACAAAACUGUCAUCAUAAGAAUGGCCUUCAUCACAAGGCUGCCAAUUUUAAUACUUCUGUUCGGUGUAAAUAUUCUUUGUCAAGAUGCCGAUGAUGAUCCGUCUGCUCAACAACAUCAACGUCGUAUUCGUACACCCAUAGAUCUUGAGCUAUAUAGAUCAUUUCCCAGAGAGUGUGCUCGUGAAUGUCAGUGCAUACCGUCAUUUCCUUUGGCUAUGUACUGUGAUAAUCGAAAACUCAAAAAUAUUCCCAAUAUUCCAGCACAUGUGAGAUACCUGUUCCUUCAGUUCAAUGAAAUAGAAAGUGUGCCAGAAAAUGCUUUUAUUAACGCAACAUUGCUUCGAGAAAUUAAUUUUAGUCGCAAUAAAUUGAGGUCUUCCAAGAUAGCCAAAGGUGUAUUUGGUGAACUCAAACAUCUGAUUACUCUUAAUCUGGCACACAACAAACUUGAAGAACUCCCAUCUCCACUACCUAACACUCUGGAAAGACUGUCCUUGGGUUUCAAUCAAAUUACUAAACUACCUGCAGAUACCAUACGUUCAUUGAUUAACGUUACAAUUUUGGAUCUUGGCAAUAACCGACUCCCUGAUGGUGCAGUUAAGGGAAAUCAUCUUGGAAAAAUGAAGAGUCUCUUACAGUUAAACCUGCGCAGUAACAGACUCAAAUCCAUGCCUGGAGACCUUCCAGCUUCUCUACUACAACUUUCAGUUGAAAACAACUCUAUAUCAUCCAUCCCAGCAAAUUACUUCAGAAAAACUCCAAAUCUCAUCUCAUUAAGAAUGGCACACAAUAAACUCAAACAAGUUCCAUAUGGUGUGUUCAACCUGUCAAAAUUAAUGGAACUGAAUCUAGGUCACAACCAACUGACUAAAACCUUCUACGUUUCAAGGAAUCUAGAACACCUGUAUCUCAACAAUAAUGACUUUACAACACUUAAUGUUACUUUGAUGUGUCCUGCAACCGAUAUAACGAACCCAAACCAUCUGACCUAUAUUCGGCUUGAGAAAAAUAAGCUGAGAGGCCCUUUAAAUACAUAUAUCUAUGCCUGCUUUCCUCGUCUUCGAAACUUUGUUUUUGGUGAACAGGACACUGCACCAGUUGUUGAAACCCAAGCAGCGGCUGGAUUGGUUGGAAUACCAAUGUUGCUACCAAAUCAAGAAUCGGAUCGUUGAAUUAAUUACUAACUAUAAUCUACAUUAUGUACUAACAACUUCCAAGACAUAGUAUGAAGCUAUUUUUUUCUACUACAUAAAUCUUAGCCACUUAAGCAAAAAAAAGUACAGCUCUUAUUGUUUAAUUUCUCCAUUGUCAAAAUGUGUCUAAAAAACAUUUCAAAUUGUCUCAAAAUCAUUUUCAGGAAAGACAAGUACCAGUUAUUUAACACUAAGCUCUUGUGACAUUAGCUUUAACAAACAAAAACAUUUAUUUUAGAAUUUUCAAGUAACUCUUCCAAUUAAGCAUCAGGAAAAUUCAAUUAAGAAUUGAAGGAAAAAGUUAGCAGGGCCCAUGAUCAUGUCCUUUAUAUUUCCCAAACUUAUACUCUCAUCUCUUCUCCACCGCCUUAGAAACAGGAUAAACUUCCAUCUUCUCAUCUUUCACCCAGUCACCAUGGAAAUUUAAUGAAUCAAUCUCCAUCAUUUUUGACACCCACUUUCAAUGUGAUUAAACUCUAUAGACAUCUUCAAGUCUCCUCCCUUUCUUUAAUCUGAAACAACUCUUCUUCCCUCUCCACAGAUGUUGCCUGACCUGCUGAAUAUUUCUAGUUUUAAUUUGUUUUAAUUUCAGAAAAAAAGAAAACAUUCAGCUUUGUCAGAAGAGACACCUCCAGAAAAAGUCUAUUUAACUUGCUGUGCCAUUGAACUGCAAGACUCAUGAAGAAACAGUAUUUGCUACACUCAGAACUUAACCAUGUGACACACAAUCUCAUAAGACGGUAGAUCCAUACACAUGGCAACUAACACUGAAGCAGGGAAAGACAAAAAAAUUAGUCAAUGGUAUAUAUUGUAUUUUGCUUAUUGUAAUUAUUAUAGCAUUGUUACCCAAAUUAUCAAAGUAAUCUUGAAUGCAACAUGAACAUUUCUGAUUCAGGGAAAGAUUGAUUGUGGGCUAAAGUGAUGGCAAGGAUUCUCUUAAAUAUGAAUGCAAAGUCGAAAGGGAGACCAUCAUUGAAAUAAGUGGAGAUGACAAUAGUUGCAGGGGAAUGAAGAUUAUGCCUCCAGUCAAAGCACCAACCUACAAUUUAAUCAAAGGCAGUCUUCUACUCUAAAUAUCCAAUAUCACUUCUACCUUCCAGCUUAACCAGUGCCAGUUCUCCGCUCAUUUAAACCAUGCAAUAGUGUUCUCAGAAACCAAAUAUUUUUUUGACUAUACAAUACAGCAUUCAACUGCAAUAAGUGAAUGAUAAUGCUGUGAAGUCAACAUGUUAAAAAAAACUUUCACUUUAGGCUUCUUUUAAAAUCUGAGUAAAUACAAUCAAAAAGGUUAAGCUCUUGCAGAAAAACAGCAUUCGUGAAAGAUCCUUUCUUAUUAUAACAUGCUCUUUUAUCAUUCUCUUUUUAAAAAUCCAAUGACUGGCAUCUGGCAUAUCCAAAUCAUUCCAACAUUGGCAGCUAUAACAGUUAAUCUAUAUCUCAGAAAAGGAAGAUUGACUUCGCAAUUUAACACUUGCAAUGAAGUUCUGUAGGAUUAUAUGCUCAGAUUUACAUUACUCUGAUUUUAAUUCUCGAGAUCUUUUUGUUCUUUUUUUAUUAAGCUUCUUUCUUGAAAUAUUGUAGCUAAGUAUGACAUUUUCAAGGUCACAUUCAAGUUGAUAAUUUUGUCUGCAAGUAACAAGAGGGUAUAAUUACUUACACCUGCCUUCAUAUGUAACUGUAAUAUCUUUAUUUACUGAUAUAUUGCAUAUUUUCUAAUAGCCUAUUUACUAUAUAAAUUCAAACAAGUAAGCAGCGUCUUGUCUU